Bombus huntii is the source of this 1168-nucleotide messenger RNA. RefSeq lists its product as uncharacterized. The record is from RefSeq and is a predicted model, not a curated record. Bases 1 to 498 code for a protein of 165 amino acids. NCBI's taxonomy places the organism in Eukaryota, Metazoa, Arthropoda, Insecta, Hymenoptera, Apidae. The transcript is spliced from 2 exons.
AUGUGUCAGAUUCGAGUGGCGUUAUUCACGACGAUGUUGCUGGCAAUAGUCGAGAUCUCGAUAGCCAACACGAUAAGCCGACAGUCCUUACAGUGUAAAAACGUCGCCAGGGAUGCGAUUAUGAAUAGCUGCAAGGGAGAAAGGAUAAAACGAUCCAUGGGGAAUUUGAAAAUUAUUUCUUUUCUCAUGCAACAAUGUAUAGUGUAUAUAUAUUUUCUUCGUAAUACUUCACCAGAUCAGGAAUGUAAAAGAUUAAUGAAGCGAAAAUCGAUUUCCUUUACAGAGAAUGUCGAAGUUUCACGGCGUCCAGAAGAUCUGCUCGGCUUCAGCUUAAGCUCCGACGAAUUGGAAGAACUUCUGGACGAGGUCGGCUACAGAAUGCCCAGAAGUUCGAAGGAUCGGAGCAGGCAGAUCUUCCAAAGCGUUGCCAUGAAAUGCUGCCCGAAUCCGAAAUUAUGCUACGAUAAUCCAGGAAUAAUUCCUUGCAUGGGAUAUUAACGACAACCUUGCAGUUCAUUAUUGAACUUUUUUAGAGUUUAGUAAUGAAUCGCGAGAUUAUCAUUGAUAUGCCAUGCGAGAAACUUUAGUAAUUUUAAUAAUUUUAGUACGAAAGAAAGUUUAGUCAUUUUUGAACAGAAAAUCUGAAUGACGACUGUUAUACGAUCGAUCGUACUUAAAUUUUCAGCUGUGCGUUGAGAAUCUUUGAGAAAAUAAAGUACUUGUUCGCUAAGAUGUUGUGCUUUGUCUAAAGAUUUUGCUCACUUUGUUCGAGUCAAUAUAAAUUGUAUUUAAUUGGAAUUUUAUAUUCGCAUAACAGAGGAAGGUAGAAUUUUGAAGAACGAAUGGUUAACCGAGAUAAUUGCCGGCUUAAUACAGUUUCUUAUCAUUACGUCAUUAAAAAACGUAAGAAAUUCAAACAUAUAUGUAUAUAAGUAAUCGUACACUUCUUGAUCACGUAUUACAGUGUUUAACUCUGUAGGAAUUUGGACAAAUUGAUCGACCUUUAUCGUCGAUUUAUCUUUUCACAAAUUUCUCAAUCUCGCUGUCAGCGUCGAACUUCUUAAAAGGUAAACCAAUUUAUUUCCACAAGUUUAUUCAUUGUGAGAAAAUGGUGUAAAUACGGCGAAACUGCAUCUAUCUGAAGGUAAACCGUAAAAUCGUAGCCAAU